Priapulus caudatus is the source of this 2049-nucleotide messenger RNA. RefSeq names its product fibrillin-1-like. The annotation marks the transcript as partial. NCBI's taxonomy places the organism in Eukaryota, Metazoa, Priapulida, Priapulimorpha, Priapulimorphida, Priapulidae. The transcript is spliced from 17 exons. The record is from RefSeq and is a predicted model, not a curated record. Gene Ontology annotation, molecular function: calcium ion binding.
AUGAUAACGAUUAAAGGAUGCGGCAUCGACAAGAUGCCCAGGAGGCUGAGCAUAAAUGACGUCAUCGUCGUCUUCGCCGUGUUGUUGUUACUUGUUUCAGAUGUGACGUCGCAGGGUAAUACUCAAAACGAUGAUGAAUGCAGUGCUUCACCUGGACCAUGUGAUGCUAAUGCUGCGUGUGCCAACACUCCUGGAAGUUUUAUCUGUACAUGCAACACUGGCUACAGUGGAGAUGGAUUGAUUUGUACUGACGAUGAUGAAUGCAGUGCUUCAUCUGGACGACCAUGUGAUGAUAAUGCUGCGUGUGCCAACACUCCUGGAAGUUUCACCUGUACAUGCAACACUGGCUACAGUGGAGAUGGAUUGACUUGUACUGACGAUGAUGAAUGCAGUGCUUCACCUGGACCAUGUGAUUCUAAUGCGGUGUGUGCCAACACUCCUGGAAGUUUCACCUGUACAUGCAACACUGGCUACAGUGGAGAUGGAUUGACUUGUACUGACGAUGAUGAAUGCAGUGCUUCACCUGGACCAUGUGAUGCUAAUGCUGCGUGUGCCAACACUCCUGGAAGUUUCACCUGUACAUGCAACACUGGCUACAGUGGAGAUGGAUUGACUUGUACUGACGAUGAUGAAUGCAGUUUUUCACCUGGACCAUGUGAUGAUAAUGCUGCGUGUACCAACACUCCUGGAAGUUUCACAUGUGCAUGCAACAUUGGCUACAGUGGAGAUGGAUUGACUUGUACUGACGAUGAUGAAUGCAGUGCUUCUCCUGGACCAUGUGAUGCUAAUGCUGCGUGUGCCAACACUCCUGGAAGUUUCACAUGUACAUGCAACACUGGCUACAUUGGAGAUGGAUUGACUUGUGCUGACGAUGAUGAAUGCAGUGCUUCUCCUGGACCAUGUGAUGCUAAUGCUGCGUGUGCCAACACUCCUGGAAGUUUUACCUGUACAUGCAACACUGGCUAUAGUGGAGAUGGAUUGACUUGUACUGACGAUGAUGAAUGCAGUGCUUCUCCUGGACCAUGUGAUGCUAAUGCUGCGUGUGCCAACACUCCUGGAAGUUUCACCUGUACAUGCAACACUGGUUAUAGUGGAGAUGGAUUGACUUGUACUGACAAUAAUGAUCAAUGCAGUGCUUCACCUGGACCAUGUGAUGUUAAUGCUGCGUGUGCCAACACUCCUGGUAGUUUCACCUGUACAUGCAACACUGGUUAUAGUGGAGAUGGAUUGACUUGUACUGACGAUGAUGAAUGCAGUGCUUCACCUGGACCAUGUGAUGCUAAUGCUGCGUGUGCCAACACUCCUGGAAGUUUCACGUGUACAUGCAACACUGGCUACAGUGGAGAUGGAUUGACUUGUACUGACGAUGAUGAAUGCAGUGCUUCUCCUGAACCAUGUGAUGCUAAUGCUGUGUGUGCCAACACUCCUGGAAGUUUCACCUGUACAUGCAACACUGGCUACAGUGGAGAUGGAUUGACUUGUACUGACGAUGAUGAAUGCAGUGCUUCUCCUGGACCAUGUGAUGCUAAUGCUGCGUGUGCCAACACUCCUGGAAGUUUCACCUGUACAUGCAACACUGGCUACAGUGGAGAUGGAUUGACUUGUACUGACGAUGAUGAAUGCAGUGCUUCUCCUGGACCAUGUGAUGCUAAUGCUGUGUGUGCCAACACUCCUGGAAGUUUCACAUGUACAUGCAACACUGGCUACAUUGGAGAUGGAUUGACUUGUACUGACGAUGAUGAAUGCAGUGCUUCUGCUGGACCAUGUGAUGCUAAUGCUGUGUGUGCCAACACUCCUGGAAGUUUUACCUGUACAUGCAACACUGGCUACAGUGGAGAUGGAUUGACUUGUACUGAAGUGGACGAUUGCAGUCCGAACCCAUGCCAAAAUGGUGGCGUCUGCACGGACCAAUACAAUGAUUACUUCUGUACAUGCUCGGUUGGCUGGAUGGGAACCAAUUGUACCCAAGCUGUAGAAGGAAGUUCCUGCCCUAUAAAUUACUGCGGUCAUGGCUCCUGUCAUUUGACAGCUGGUGCUGCAGUGAGCUAC